This is a messenger RNA of Brugia malayi, 366 nucleotides long. RefSeq names its product RNA polymerase II transcriptional coactivator, putative. Gene Ontology annotation, molecular function: transcription coactivator activity; DNA binding. Bases 1 to 366 code for a protein of 121 amino acids. Gene Ontology annotation, biological process: positive regulation of transcription initiation by RNA polymerase II. The record is from RefSeq and is a predicted model, not a curated record. Lineage: Eukaryota; Metazoa; Nematoda; Chromadorea; Rhabditida; Onchocercidae. The transcript has 4 exons.
AUGUCUGAUUCUGAUAGUUCGAGCGCUAAGAGCAAAAAAGGACGAAAAAAAGAGGCAAAACGUGUCAGAGAAAAUAGCACUUCCGAUGAGAGUAUUAUCGAUAAAAAUCCCGUAAAAAAAGGUAGAACUAAUGGUGGCAGUUUCAAGAAUGCUGAUGGUGAUGAGAUGUUCGAAUUGGGCAAAAUGCGUUUCGUAACUGUGCGCUCUUUCAAAGGCAAAUCAUUGAUUGAUAUUCGUGAAUAUUAUCAAGAUAAAGGUAGUGGUGAACUAAAACCGGGACGUAAAGGUAUUAGUCUAUCAGGAGAACAAUAUCAGCGGUUGAAGGCUAUUAUGAGUGAUAUAGACGAGAAGCUGAGUAGUGCCUAA